UUGUCUUAAUAUUUGUAUUCUUUCCCCCCUGCCCUGCUUCACCUUCAGCUUCUGUUCUUGACUCUGCUAUGAAAUGAAUCUCUUCAAACAAUAACUCCAGUAAUCUCGCUUUUCAAAUUUUGCAUUUACCCACUUGACCUUCCUUCAUCUCUUUACAUUUCUUCACAAACUCUCAGCAGUUUCCACUGUAUUAUAUUUUUCCAUGAUCAUUCACACUGAGCUCAUCAAAUGAGGCUGUUCAAAACAAAUUCUUCUAAACUUCUUACGGUUUCAGGUCACCGAUUAUGGGUUCUCGUCUUAUUAAUCACUCUGAUACUUCUUGCAACUUUGUCAAGAUCAAAUUUUGGUGACAAUUUUACAGGUUCUGGGUUUAAGUCUCAAGCAUCAGCAAGAGUUCCCUCAAAGGGCACCGGCUAUCCUCCGGUUUUGGCGUAUUGGAUAUGUGGAAGUAAUGGAGAUGGGAAGAGGAUUUUGAGGCUUUUGAAGGCGAUUUAUCAUCCGAGGAAUCAAUACUUGUUGCAGCUGGAUGCCGGUUCGUCUGAGAUUGAGAGAGCGGAGUUGGCUUUCUCUGUUGAAUCUGAAAGUGUUUUUAAAGCUUUUGGGAAUGUUGAUGUUGUUGGACAAAGUUAUCCCCUUGACAAAACGGGGGCUUCUGCUCUUUCUGCGGUUCUUCAUGCUGCUGCUUUGCUUCUCAAGAUUGGUUCUGAUUGGGAUUGGUUUAUUCCAUUGAGUGCUUCUGAUUAUCCUCUUAUGAGCCAAGACGAUCUACUCCAUGCUUUCACUUUCUUGCCAAGGGAUCUCAACUUCAUUGAUUAUACUACUAACACUGGUUGGAAGGAGCGGCUAAAGGUUAACCAGAUUGUUAUAGACCCCAACUUGUAUUAUCGAGAAACUACUCCACUUAUGUAUGCAGUAGAAACUCGGACAACCCCAGAUGCCUUCAAGAUCUUUGGAGGCUCACCCUGGACGAUUCUUACAAGACCUUUCAUGGAGCAUUGUGUCCAUGGAUGGGACAAUUUCCCAAGAAAAUUGCUAAUGUUCUUGACAAAUAUAGCAUUUCCUCUCGAAUCAUACUUCCACACAGUCAUAUGCAACUCUCUGGAGUUCCAAAACACCACAGUGAACAAUGAUCUCAGAUUCAUGAUCUGGGACAACCCCACUUUAACUGGAGAACCCCAAAUCCUGAAGCUAUCAGAAUAUGAUAAAAUGUUAACAAGUGGAGCAGCCUUUGCCAGACAAUUUGAAGAAGGUGAUCCAGUGCUCGAAAAGAUCGAUCAAAACGUCCUGAAUCGCUCUGCCAAUGGAGUUGUUCCUGGAAAAUGGUGCUCAUCAGGCCCAGGAAAGAAUAACACUAAUCUAGAAGAAGUAUGUUCAACUUGGGGGAGUAACGUUAACAUUGAUGCCGUGAAGCCAAGGUCUCAUGGAAUGAAGCUAAGGGCUUUACUUUCAAAACUUGCAACAAAUGGAAGUAUAGGAACUAGCCAAUGUUUACAACAAUGACAGAAGUGAAAUGUUUCAGGAAAGAAUGAAUGGUGACUAGGAAAUUUUUUGUGUGUAAAUUUUAACUUGUGAAGUUGGAAGCUCAUUUCCAUGGUGAGAAGAGUUUAAUUAUAACAUACAUGUAGGUCUAAAUUCAUUGUGAGAAUAUACAAAGUACAUGUAAGAGAUUGUGAAACAAUUCCAUUAUUCUUGUUGAUUAAUUGAAAGAUUUUCUAUCAU
Molecule: messenger RNA, 1719 nt
Organism: Pistacia vera
Lineage: Eukaryota; Viridiplantae; Streptophyta; Magnoliopsida; Sapindales; Anacardiaceae
Product: beta-glucuronosyltransferase GlcAT14A-like
Exons: 4
Coding region: 229-1500 (423 amino acids)
Cellular component (GO): membrane
Molecular function (GO): glucuronosyltransferase activity
Source: RefSeq, a predicted model, not a curated record